Messenger RNA from Rattus rattus (black rat), 531 nucleotides. RefSeq names its product xanthine dehydrogenase/oxidase-like. The record is from RefSeq and is a predicted model, not a curated record. The coding region runs from base 1 to 531 and encodes 176 amino acids. The transcript is spliced from 4 exons. Gene Ontology annotation, molecular function: oxidoreductase activity; iron ion binding. NCBI's taxonomy places the organism in Eukaryota, Metazoa, Chordata, Mammalia, Rodentia, Muridae.
AUGACUGCCGUGAGUUUAUUUUGGGGUAAAAAGUCCAAGCCUUGUUCCUUGUUCACUGCUCACCUCAACACCCCGUAUGUUGUCUUUGAGAUUCAUUUUUCUGUCAAUGCCUGCUUGGCCCCCAUCUGCUCCUUGCACCAUGUUGCUGUGACCACCGUGGAAGGCAUAGGAAACACCCAGAAGCUACAUCCUGUACAGGAGAGAAUUGCCAGAAGCCAUGGUUCCCAGUGUGGGUUCUGCACUCCUGGCAUUGUCAUGAGUAUGUACACACUGCUCCGGAACCAGCCUGAGCCUACUGUUGAGGAGAUCGAGAAUGCCUUCCAAGGAAACCUCUGUCGCUGUACAGGCUACAGACCCAUCCUCCAGGGAUUCCGGACCUUUGCCAAGGUAAGCGGGGCCCUGGAAUGGGGACAGCCUACCCGUGAAGCAGGAACCUGCAAAAAGUACAGUGGGAAGGAUGCCAAAGACCUCAGGUCUACUGGGAAGAAGGAUGAGGCGAGCCAGUGUCUUCCUACUAGGGAUAUGUGCUAA